This is a messenger RNA of Sardina pilchardus (European sardine), 1276 nucleotides long. RefSeq names its product 5-hydroxytryptamine receptor 7. Gene Ontology annotation, molecular function: G protein-coupled serotonin receptor activity; neurotransmitter receptor activity. Gene Ontology annotation, biological process: smooth muscle contraction; circadian rhythm; chemical synaptic transmission. The record is from RefSeq and is a predicted model, not a curated record. The coding region runs from base 1 to 1248 and encodes 415 amino acids. Lineage: Eukaryota; Metazoa; Chordata; Actinopteri; Clupeiformes; Clupeidae. Gene Ontology annotation, cellular component: dendrite; plasma membrane. The transcript is spliced from 3 exons.
AUGGCCGGAUUGACCUCGGAGGUGAUGGACUUGCGCCUGCUGAGUGCGCAAGAGACGACCGUGGCAACUUUGACAACUUCCAGCCCGAUGGAUAACGAGACGAGUUGCGGCGAGCACAUCCUAAACUACGGACGCAUGGAAAAGAUGGUGAUUGGUGUCAUUCUCACUUUGCUCACGUUUCUUACCAUAUGUGGGAAUUUACUGGUGGUCAUGUCUGUGUGUUUCGUGAAGAAGCUCAAACAGCCCUCUAAUUACCUUAUCGUGUCCCUGGCCAUCGCGGACAUGUCAGUUGCCGUGGCUGUGAUGCCGUUCGUCAGCAUCACCGACCUCAUUGGCGGUCAGUGGAUUUUUGGCCGGGUUUUCUGCAAUGUUUUUAUUGCAAUGGACGUGAUGUGUUGUACCGCAUCAAUCAUGACGCUUUGUGUGAUCAGUAUUGAUCGAUACAUGGGUAUAACCAAGCCAUUAACGUAUCCCGUGCGUCAGAAUGGGAGGUGCAUGGCCAAGAUGGUGUUCUCUGUGUGGCUCCUCUCAGCGUCAAUCACCCUCCCCCCUCUGUUCGGCUGGGCCCAGAACAUCAACGACGGCCACGUGUGCCUGAUCAGCCAGGACCUGGGCUACACCGUCUACUCCACGGCCGUGGCCUUCUACAUCCCCAUGUCCGUCAUGCUGUACAUGUACUACCGCAUCUACCGCGCCGCCAAGGUCAGCGCCGCCAAGCACACCAUCGCCGGGUUCCCGCGCGCCGCCUCGGCGUCCGCGUCUGCGCCGGUGGCGGCGGCGUGCGCGGCGGCCGCCCUCAAGCUCCAGCGCGAGGUGGAGGAGUGCGCCAGCUUCUCGCGCCUGCUCCGCAGCGACCGCAAGACGCUGUCCAUCUUCCGGCGCGAGCAGAAGGCGGCGGCCACGCUGGGCGUGGUGGUGGGCGCCUUCAGCGUCUGCUGGCUGCCCUUCUUCCUGCUGUCCACGGCGCGGCCCUUCGUCUGCGGCGUGGAGUGCAGCUGCGUGCCGCUGUGGCUGGAGCGCACCUUCCUGUGGCUGGGCUACACCAACUCGCUGGUCAACCCCUUCAUCUACGCCUUCUUCAACCGCGACCUGCGCACCACCUACAGCAACCUCAUCCGCUGCCGCUACCGCAACAUCAACCGCAAGCUGUCCGCCGCCAGCAUGCACGAGGCCCUCAAGCUGACGGAGAAGCACCAGCACGGCGCGUUGGUCGCCGGGUCAGGCGGGGCCGGUAGGACCCUUCUGUAAAGGGGACGUGGGGGAUUUCUUUUUGCUG